UUCUCCACCUGCAUUAUAAUAAUUCCAAAUAAAUCAUUAUUAAGAACUACUCAUUUCUCUUCCACAUAAACACAAAACUAGACAAUUCUCAAACAUGAGAGGAGGUUUCUUCCUCUGCUUCUUCUUGUUCAUCAUCACUUCACUUUCUUUUCUCACAACAAUCUCAACCUCUACCGUCACAGACACCUUAACCUCAAAACAAAUUCUCAAAACAAAUCAGACCCUUGAAUCUCUUCAGGGAUCAUUCGUUCUUGGUUUCUUCUCAGGAACAUAUUCCAACCUUUAUUUAGCCAUAUGGUACAAAAACAUCCCAGACACAGUUGUUUGGGUCGCAAAUAGAGACAACCCUCUUCAAAAUUCAACCGACAGCUUCCUCAAAAUCACUGACGAUGGAAACAUAGUACUUCUCAAUUCAUCCUCAGUUUCCGACAACAACAACAACAACAUCGUUUGGUCUUCGAAUCAAACAAAUGCUAAAAACCAAGUUCUUGUUCUUCAGCUUUUAGAUACUGGAAAUUUAGUACUCAAAGAAUCAAACGGGAACGAUACAACAAAAUAUUUAUGGCAAAGCUUCGAUUACCCAACAGAUACUUUGCUACCAAGCAUGAGUAUAGGUUGGAACUUUGACAAAAACACGGAAAAACACUUAACAUCAUGGAAGAACACAGGUAAAGAUCCUUCAUCAGGAGAUUAUUCAUUCAAAAUUGAUUUUCAUGGUUUACCAGAAGUUUUCCUGUGGUAUGAUGAUACCAUAGUAUAUCGAAGUGGACCUUGGAAUGGUGAAAGAUUAAGCGGUGUACCAUAUACAAGUUCAAUGGUUUUAGAUCUCUCAUCAAACGAACACGGUGUAAACUACUCGUUUUCGUUCGGAAGUAACUCGAUAUAUUCAAGACUGAUUGUGAGUUCUCAUGGUCAACUUCGAAGUCUUACUUGGGAUCAAAGUAGUAAAAUAUGGAAAAUUAAUUGGUAUAUACCGGAAAAACAAUGUGAUGUUUACAAAGAAUGUGGUCCUUACGGUGUAUGUGAUAUGAACAAUGAAUGUGGUCCUUAUUCUGUAUGUGAUUCUAAUGCUACAUCGAUGUGUGAAUGUGUGAAAGGCUUCAGUCCUAAGAAUAAACAAGCUUGGAAAUUGAGAGAUGGAUCUGAUGGGUGUGUGAGGGAUAAGGAUUUGGAUUGUGAGAGUGAUAAGUUUUAUCACAUGGAGAGUGUGAAGUUGCCUGAGACAAGCUCCGUGUUUGUGAACAAGACAAUCGGGAUAUAUGAAUGUGGUGAACUGUGUCAUGACAAUUGUUCUUGUACGGCUUAUGCUAAUGUUUAUCUAACACAUGGAGGAACUGGUUGUGUUAUGUGGAUUUCUGAACUUAAUGAUAUCACAAGUUAUCCCGGAGGUGGACAAGAUCUUUUUGUUAGAUUAGCAGCUUCUGCUUCUGAUUUAGGAGAAAUCCAUCAAGAAAACCAAGUUAAAGUAGAGGACCUUCCUGUAUUUGAAUUCAAAAACAUUUUAACCGCAACAAAUAACUUUGAUUUAGCUAACAAGAUUGGGCAAGGUGGUUUUGGUACAGUGUAUAAGGGACAAUUGCCUGGUGGAUUAGAAAUAGCAGUGAAAAGGCUUUCGAAAACUUCAGGACAAGGGUUAGAAGAAUUUAUGAAUGAAGUGAUUGUGAUUUCAAAGCUUCAACAUCGAAAUCUUGUAAGACUUUUAGGUUGCUGCAUCAAAGGGGAAGAAAAGAUGUUGGUCUAUGAGUACAUGCCUAACAACAGUUUAGACUUUUAUCUAUUUGACCCAAUAAAAAAGAAGGUUUUAGAUUGGCAAAAACGUUCAUACAUAAUUGAAGGAAUCUCUCGAGGACUGCUUUAUCUUCAUCGAGAUUCAAGAUUAAGAAUAAUACACAGAGAUUUAAAGCUAAGUAAUAUUUUGUUGGAUGGAGAUUUGAAUCCUAAAAUAUCUGACUUUGGCAUGGCGAGAAUCUUUGGAGGCACUGAAAACGAGGGCAAUACAAGAAGAAUUGUGGGAACAUAUGGAUAUAUGUCUCCUGAAUAUGCAAUGGAAGGAUUAUUUUCAGAAAAAUCAGAUGUAUUUAGCUUUGGAGUUAUGCUCCUCGAGAUAAUAAGUGGUAAAAAGAAUACAAGUUUUUAUAAUCACGAGGAAGCAAUCAACCUUUUAGGAUACGUAUGGAAACUAUGGAAUGAAGAGGAUAUAGUAUCUUUGAUAGAUUCGGAAAUAUAUAAUUCAAAUAAUAUGGAUCAAAUUUUGAGAUGCAUUCAUAUUGGACUGCUUUGUGUGCAAGAACUUGCAAAGGAGAGACCUACUAUGGCAAAAGUUAUUUCAAUGCUUAAUAAUGAAAUUGAUAAAUUUCCUCAGCCAUGUCAACCUGCAUUCAUUGAUAGGCGAAUUGAGGAUAUAGGAGAGUCAUCUCAAAAUAUUCGCCUCUUGACUUCGAUGAAUGAUGUCACUAUCACAAGCUUGCAUGGCAGAUAAUUAGCUGACACAGACGAUGCCAUGGUUGAAAUAACUACAUAUUUUAAACGAUGGCAAUGUUGUUCUCCCAAGACUUUAAAUUAAUAUACAUCUCUAUAUUGAAUUAUACAUUGUCCUACAUCUGUCUACUAAGAAGAAAGACAUAGUUAACGCCUGACCAUGGAAUUAUUAUUGCUGAAAAUUUGAGUACGAUAAA
Messenger RNA from Lathyrus oleraceus (garden pea), 2675 nucleotides. Its product is annotated as putative serine/threonine-protein kinase receptor. NCBI's taxonomy places the organism in Eukaryota, Viridiplantae, Streptophyta, Magnoliopsida, Fabales, Fabaceae. Gene Ontology annotation, biological process: protein phosphorylation; recognition of pollen. The record is from RefSeq and is a predicted model, not a curated record. Gene Ontology annotation, molecular function: ATP binding; protein serine/threonine kinase activity. The transcript is spliced from 6 exons. The coding region runs from base 95 to 2479 and encodes 794 amino acids. Gene Ontology annotation, cellular component: plasma membrane.